AUGGAAAACAUUCAACAUAAGGAGGCCAACAAUGAUGUCGGGGGCGGAGACUCCAGGAUCAAGGCUGCGGAGAGCUCCGACUUCGUGGACGAUCAAGGGCAUGCAAAAGUAAACGACCCGGUCGAACCACCAGCUCGAUUUGCUCCAAAAGGACGUGGAUCCUUGGAUGAUAGCAUCGAUCCAUCAGAACCUGUGACAACUCCUGGUGGAGGAACAAAACAAAUGGAUCCCAACAGCAUCCUAACUCGACUGUACGACCCUGAUCGCAUGCAAAAACCCGCGAUUUGGAAGUUCAUUAAGUUGGUUGCUCCAGGACCAGCUGACCAGCCACCACCUGGUUGUAUGAAGUGGCGGUCGAAGGACGCUAUUGCGGCUUACUGCUUGAAAUGCAAGAAACAGUUUACCUACACGAAAGGAACAUCAAAGACCAUUAGCCGUCAUAUGAUGGCCUAUCAUGGGCUUGUCAAUACGGAUGGAGAAACUGAUAUUACAAACGAAGGGGGUACAGAUGGUACCAGGUCCAAGGCCAUUGGGCCGUCGGCGAAAGAACCUCCUCUGAAGAAAAGGAAGAAGACUGUGACCAAGGGAGAAUCUCAGCCGCUUCUACUUUUGAAAUGGCUGGUCGGUUCUUUUCGCCCCUUCACGGUUGUCGAUGAUCUUGGAUUCAAAGAGCUCGUUCGUGGUUUGCCCGAGCCAUACACGAAAGAAGACGUCCUCGUUCUUGCUCGUUCGAAAGUAGAAAGUGCCAAGGCCGAGUUACAUCAACAGCUCGGUUUGUGCGAAGAUUUUUCACUUGCCUACGAAGUUAUUAAAUGCCAAGGGAUGAAAUACUGUUCUGUUCGGAUCACCUUCUGUACUGCGGUCUUUGAGCGACACUCAUUAACCAUAAAGGUUGCACCUUGUGGAUCACCCGUAUCGGUUGUAGAAGAAGCGCUCCAAGAGUACGGACUAAGUUCCAAGAAAAUAACCAACAUUACUCGGAAACAUGCAACCGAAGAUUGCAACCUUUCUGAAACAGCCACUCAGUUGAAUAUCCCCCUUAAACUUGCCAGCAGAUGCAUUUUGCAUACAAUGGAUCAUGUAGUCAUGUCAUGCCUUUCCCUUGAUCCAGUGAAGCAACUCCUUGCUUUGAUCCAAGAGUACGUCAAGAAUCACAAAGCAGUGCCUAACUGCAAAGAUGCAUAUAAAUUGGUUCAAGACUUUUUGGAGCUUCCAACCCCUGCGGCGUCGAAAAAUGGAGAUGUUACAUGUCCAACUAUGCAACAGCAAUCGAUGGCAAGAGCUCUGAGAGAAAUCCUGCAGCCUUUCUAUGACGCUACGAAAACACUAUCCGUAGAACCAUACCCAAUGAUGGCCAUACCAGUCUUUCGCAGGAUCAAUGAUGUUCUAGGGAAGGUGAAUGUAAAUGACUCUCUGGGUUCCGGUUUCGAAGCAACAAGUAUGGAGCAGUUUCGACAGUCUAUAUGCACUGCUUUUGAGAAGGCAUUCGAACCAAUGCUCAAUGGCACCACUCCUUUUAUGUGGACUGUCCCAAUUGAUCCAAGAUUGAUCCAUAUGAAGGGUCUUUCAGCCAGCGAAAAGGAUGACGUGGUGGCAACGUUGACAGCCAAUGUGAAGCGAUUGAAGCUUUCCAAGCGAUCUAGUGGGGAGAAUAUUGACCAGCAGGGUCAAGACAACGCCAAAAACAGAAGGCAGGAAACUUCUACGAUGGCUGGGCUUUUUUUUGGAGAGGACGCCGAAGUGGAGGGCACAGAUGUAAACUGCUCUGAUGAGGAUGCCACUUCCUAUGCUCGCACAAGCGUAGAUAGGUAUAUUGAAACCGUCAAAUCGAAUCGUCGUAUCGAAGACCCACUGGGUUGGUGGAAGGCGAAUCAAGAUCAAUUUCCAGAGUUGUCACUUUUAGCAAGAAAGUGGCUGGGUGCAUCCACUAUUUUCUUAGAACCUGACGGAAAAGCCGAAAGAGAUGGCUACCAUGGGGAUCAUCUGGAAGUUGUCUCUUUCUUGCAUGAUAAUAUUGGUUUAAUUUAA
Cylindrotheca closterium is the source of this 2028-nucleotide messenger RNA. Lineage: Eukaryota; Bacillariophyta; Bacillariophyceae; Bacillariales; Bacillariaceae. The record is from the annotation of a GenBank genome assembly.